Messenger RNA from Mangifera indica (mango), 2829 nucleotides. Its product is annotated as pentatricopeptide repeat-containing protein At2g15820, chloroplastic-like. The record is from RefSeq and is a predicted model, not a curated record. Lineage: Eukaryota; Viridiplantae; Streptophyta; Magnoliopsida; Sapindales; Anacardiaceae. The transcript has 2 exons. Bases 155 to 2491 code for a protein of 778 amino acids. Gene Ontology annotation, biological process: Group II intron splicing; photosystem I assembly; mRNA cis splicing, via spliceosome. Gene Ontology annotation, molecular function: endonuclease activity; protein binding.
UGAGGAGUCGGCUUGAGACAGGCAAGCCUGGCCGUGAGCCCCAAGCCCCCAAGCAAGAGGAAGUUUGACUGACAAAUUAAAGGAGCCACACGAAGAUGCUCACACCCCCGCCAAAGCCAUUAAACCCUACUCAAACCCUUACUUGGCCUAUGGUAUGCGCACCUCUCUUUCUCUCCUCCGUUCACUCUCUUUCUCUCUCCACCGCCUUCCCUCCACCAGACCCCACCACUUUUCUGGCCCCUCUGCAGUAGCCUCUUCUUCUCACAGUACUUUCGUAGAACACCUGUCGACCAGCCAAAAAACUUCUGAAGAAGACGACGCGUUUGGCUGCUUCAAUGAAAAUCACAGUAAAGGGUAUUUGGAUUUUUAUUUUGGAAAUGAAAUGAAGCUCUUGGGUAAGUCCGCUGCGGAGGUGAAGGAGCUGGAGGAGUUGCCUGAACAGUGGAGAAGGGCCAAGUUGGCAUGGUUGUGUAAAGAAUUGCCUGCUCAUAAAGCGGGGACGCUUGUUAGGAUUUUGAACGCGCAGAAGUGGUUGAGGCAAGAGGAUGCCACUUACGUGGCUUUUCAUUGUUUGCGGAUUCGCGAAAAUGAUACUGGCUUCAGGGUGUACAAAUGGAUGAUGCAGCAACAUUGGUAUCAAUAUGAUUUUGCCCUUGCUACUCAGCUGGCAGACUAUAUGGGUAAGGAGCGAAAGUUUUCCAAAUGUAGGGAUAUAUUUGAUGACAUAAUUAAUCAUGGACGUGUGCCUUCUGAAUCUACAUUUCAUAUUUUAGUUGUUGCAUAUCUGAGUGCAUCAGUUCAGGGUUGCUUGGAUGAAGCAUGCAGCAUCUAUAAUCGUAUGAUUCAGAUGGGAGGUUACCAACCGCGCCUUGGUUUGCACAAUUCUCUCUUCAGAGCUCUUGUGAGCAUACCUGGAGGCCUGUCAAAACAUUACCUCAAGCAAGCUGAGUUCAUUUUUCACAAUCUGAAGAUAUCAGGACUUGAGAUACAGAAGUUUAUUUAUGGUGGAUUAAUUUGGCUACAUAGCUAUCAAGACACCAUAGAUAAAGAAAGGAUAGAAUCACUAAGGGAAGAAAUGCAGCAAGCAGGAAUUGAGGAAGGCAGUGAAGUGCUAUUGUCUACCCUGAGAGUUUGCUCAAAAGAGGGUGAUGUGGAGAAAGCAGAAAGAAUUUGGGUCAAACUAGUUGAAUGUGAAAUUGACAUCCUUGCUCAAGCUUUUGUUUAUAAAAUGGAAGCUUAUGCAAAGAUUGGGGACUUCAUGAAAUCUUUGGAUAUAUUCAGAGAGAUGAAGAAGCAUCUAGGUUCCGCAAGUGUUCCAGCAUAUCAUAAAAUCAUAGAGGUGUUAUGCAAAGCUCAGGAAACAGAUCUUGCAGAAUCCCUCAUGAAAGAGUUUGAAAAGAGUGGUAUGAAGCCACUUAUGCCUUCUUACAUUGAGCUGACAAAUAUGUACCUCAAUUUGGGAAUGCAUGACAGAUUACACUUGGCCUUCUUAGAUUGUCUUGAGAGAUGUCGACCUAACCAAACUAUUUACAACAUUUACUUGGAAUCUUUGAUGGCAUCUGGUUAUCCAAACAAAGGUGAGGAGAUUUUUAACCAAAUGCUUAAGGAUGAGAUGAUUGGUGUCAAUGCUAGAUCAUGCAACACCAUUUUACGUGGAUACCUCUCUUCUGGAGAUUAUAAGAAGGCAGAAAAAAUAUAUGAUCUGAUGUGCCAGAAGAAGUAUGAAAUUGAGUCCACGUCAAUGGAAAAAAUUGACUUUGUCUUGAGCUCAACCAGGAAAGUUGUUAAGAAACCUUUAAGCAUAAAGUUGAGUAAAGAGCAACGAGAGAUUUUAAUUGGUUUGCUUUUAGGUGGUCUGCGUAUUGAAUCAGAUGAAGAGAGGAAGAAUCACAUGAUCCGGUUUGAGUUCAGUGAGAAUUCUGUUGUGCAUUUAAUUUUGAGAAGACAUUUGUAUCAUCAGUACCACGACUGGUUACAUCCUUCUUGUAAGUUGAGUGAUGAUGGUUGUGGGGAUAUACCGUACAGAUUUUCCACUAUAUCACACUCGUACUUUGGUUUUUAUGCAGACCAGUUUUGGCCAAAAGGUCAAUCAAUGAUUCCCAAGCUAAUCCAUCGUUGGCUAUCUCCACGUGUGUUGGCAUACUGGUAUAUGUAUGGGGGACACAGAACUUCUUUAGGAGAUAUAAUAUUAAUGCUGAAGGGAAGCAGCGAGGGUGUUGAGAAGGUUGUCAGAGCUUUAAAAUCUCAAUCUCUUGACUGCAGGGUAAAGAAGAAAGGGGAAGUGUUUUGGAUAGGAUUCCUGGGAAAUAAUUCUUUGUGGUUUUGGAAACUGAUAGAACCUUAUGUUUUGGAUGACUUGAAAGAGAGUGAUCGCAGACCGGGCGAUGAAACCUCAGUUAAUAGAACAGAUGAAACAGAAGAUAUCAACUUCCAUAGUGGAUCUGAUUCUGAUAGUAGUGUUUCCAACGGCAGUGAUGAAGACAACUUGUAGAGUUUGUAUUUAUGUAUUAUCUUUGAUCAGUUUCAUUUAUGAAGAUUGGCUCAUAGACUGCCGAAUGCCAGAUCAAUUUGUUCAUGAAAUUUGAAGACUUCUGAACCAAACUCAUCCUGAGCAGCUUCUCAAGUUAUACGUACAAAUACUAUACGGCAUUCAGAGUCAACUCUUAUAUGUUCUCAAACUAGUUAGUCAACAAUUUUCCUAUACAAAUCAUAGCUUUUUCACUUGUGUAAACUCGUUUAAUCUAUGAUGGAGGUUCAAUUUUAUAAUCAGAAAGGACUACUGUUAUCAUGUAAUAUAGACUUCCAUUCUUGUGCUUUGACACCCAUAAA